AUGGCGCCAGGCACAACAGUACCACCCCUCGACGACCUCGACAACUACGACAUUGACGACUUUGACGACCCGUUCCGCUCCCCCAGCCCUCAACCCCAGGCUCAAACCCAGAACGGCUCCUCCCAGAAGCGCAAGACCGACGGCCUCGGCCUUGACGAGGAGGUCGACGUCACCAAGCGCGCCCGCGUACCCCGUAUCAAGCUCGACGAGACCCGUCUCCUCUCGGAAGAUGGCAUCCCCAAGCUGCGCCGGCGCGCCGCCGACCUGAAGCUCAAGGGCAAAGGCCACGAACAAAGGCUGACCGACUUGGCGUGCUAG
Molecule: messenger RNA, 318 nt
Organism: Verticillium alfalfae VaMs.102
Lineage: Eukaryota; Fungi; Ascomycota; Sordariomycetes; Glomerellales; Plectosphaerellaceae
Product: Swi3 domain-containing protein
Exons: 2
Coding region: 1-318 (105 amino acids)
Biological process (GO): replication fork arrest; DNA damage response; DNA replication checkpoint signaling
Cellular component (GO): nucleus; replication fork protection complex
Molecular function (GO): DNA binding
Source: RefSeq, a predicted model, not a curated record